GACAAAACAGAGAAUUUUGACUCUGCUUCGAUGUACUAAGUGUAACACGUGUAAACAACUAUAUAUAUACAGAGUAAUUGUUCAUGCAGACUUACCACUGAUUUACAGCUCUAUAUAUUUGAACUAUUUACUGUAAAAUGUAUAACACGUUGCCUUCCUCUUUUUUUACGCGUGCCUUUUGUUUUUAUUUUUACGUGCGCCUUUUAGUUUUACUUCCGCGAGGUGGAGACUGGCUUUUCCCACCCAUCAAUGUUUAGGAAGUUGCUUCAUUUGGGAAAUACAGACCGAUACUUGUCAACCAGCUAAACUAACCUUAAUUAACCGUCCUGACCGUCCGUUGGGCGUCAGGUGUCCGCGCGCUGACAUUAGUUUUACGCAUUAGUUUUACGCAGAAGCUCGCGUUCACGGGUGGACUGUUUUACGAUGAAUAAACCGCUUACUCCCAGCACCUAUAUUCGUAAUCUUAGUUUCUCUUUACGUCGUGAAUUAUCUUAUUUCUUAGACCCUCAAGAAGGAUGGAAAGAUGUGAUUAUGUGUAUACGGAAACCGAGUGGGGAGCUCAAGUACUGUCAACACCACGUCAGGCAGUUUGAACUUUUACUUCAGCAAGGAAAAAGUCCCACGAUAGAGUUACUGAAUGAUUGGGGAACGACAAACUGCACCGUGAGAGACCUGGUGGAUAUUUUGAAGAGCCAACAGUUACUGGCUGCUGCUAGUCUUUUAUUACCAGAAGAGGUUUCGAGUAUGCCUGACCCACUCGCUGCUGCAGAGCCAGACCCUGAUGCCACUGUUGUGAUCGGUGAAAGUAGAAGAGCCAAAGAGGAUGUUACUACAGUUCUGCAAACACACACUGAACAGAAGAGUGAGGAAUCCGACCACACAGGCCUCUGCAGGUUCCUGUUUGCUGACCUGAGGCAGCUCACCGGGGACUUUGACAAUCGCCCAGUGUCAGAGGGAGGGAGACGGCUGGGAGAGGGAGGAUUUGGGACGGUUUAUAAAGGAUUUCUGAGCAACAGAGCUGUAGCUGUGAAAAAACUCAACCCUAUGGAAAACGUCACGAUGGAGGAGCUGCAAGUUCAGUUCAAUCAAGAGAUACAGACGCUGCAAACGUUAAAACACGAAAACCUGGUGGACAUGGUUGGAUUUUCCAGCGAUGGACCUAGCCUGUGUUUGGUCUAUGCCUUCAUGCCCAAUGGGUCUUUACUGGACAGACUGGCCUGCUCGGAGGGCAGUCGUCCUCUGUCCUGGGUCCAGAGAUGCUCCAUCGCUUUAGGAACAGCCCAGGGUCUUGAAUACCUUCACUCCAAUCACCACGUCCACAGAGACAUUAAGAGUGCGAACAUCUUGCUGGAUGAAAAUUUUGUGGCAAAGAUCUCAGACUUUGGUUUAACUCGAGCCUCUUCCAAAAACUCUUCGUCCACGGUGGUGACCGGCAGAGUCGUCGGCACUACUGCGUAUAUGGCCCCAGAGGCUCUGAGGGGACAGAUCACCCCCAAAUCAGACAUCUUCAGCUUUGGAGUGGUUUUGUUGGAAAUCCUGUCAGGACUCCCUCCAGCCGACGAGGACAGAGAACCUUCGCUCCUGAUGGAGCUGAGGUACGACAUUGAUGACGAUGAUGAAGAGCUGACUCUGCAGAUGUUCCUGGACAAACACAUGAGUGACUGGGACAUGGGGCAGGUGGAGUCAGUCUACUCUCUGGCCUCAAACUGCCUCUACGACCAAAAGAAUAGACGACCACUCAUAACACAGGUGGUGGCCGAACUGAAAAGCGUCAUCAAAAACAUUUCAGUGGACUCCAAGUGAGAAACCUGAGCUGUUACACUGGACUGAACAUAUUAUUUGGACAGUAUUCAUUUAGCCUGAAUGAGAAUAUGAAAAUAUGAUGUAUUUAAACAGAUGUAUGUGAUCCUGUCAUGACUGAAUGAAGCCAAAACUUUAAGUGACUUGUUGUGACUGGAAUGUUAUGUAGGCGAUGGAAGCAGUGCUAUGUAAAAUGUAUGUAUUUUUACCUGAAAUGUAUUUUUAUAAUACUAUUAUUAAACAGUUUAGGGUUAU
Molecule: messenger RNA, 2055 nt
Organism: Periophthalmus magnuspinnatus
Lineage: Eukaryota; Metazoa; Chordata; Actinopteri; Gobiiformes; Gobiidae
Gene: irak4
Product: interleukin-1 receptor-associated kinase 4
Exons: 11
Coding region: 424-1803 (459 amino acids)
Biological process (GO): signal transduction; protein phosphorylation
Molecular function (GO): protein serine/threonine kinase activity; ATP binding; magnesium ion binding
Source: RefSeq, a predicted model, not a curated record